Molecule: messenger RNA, 2166 nt
Organism: Trichomycterus rosablanca
Lineage: Eukaryota; Metazoa; Chordata; Actinopteri; Siluriformes; Trichomycteridae
Gene: rab12
Product: RAB12, member RAS oncogene family
Exons: 6
Coding region: 128-859 (243 amino acids)
Biological process (GO): Rab protein signal transduction; regulation of exocytosis; protein secretion
Cellular component (GO): synaptic vesicle; trans-Golgi network transport vesicle; endosome
Molecular function (GO): GTP binding; GTPase activity
Source: RefSeq, a predicted model, not a curated record
UUUAGUACCGUAGCCUAACAGUGAAGAGCGCAAACUUUCUAAAGAAGAAUAAAAGUGAGAGAAAGUGGCGCAGACUCAUGGCGGGUCAGUGUUAAAGUAAACCUGUGUUACACAUGACGAGUCGGGAAUGGAUUUAAGGAGUGAUAUACAACGGAGGCCCGCUGGAGGAUUCAGCGGGAGCUCGGUGAGCGGUUCCCCUGGCAUGGGAGCUCAAUCCCGGCGUCGAAAGAUUCCUCCCCGCCCCGCUGAUUAUAAACUGCAGAUCAUUAUCAUCGGCUCCCGCGGGGUUGGGAAGACGAGUUUAAUGGAGAGAUUUACUGAUGAUACCUUCUGUGAAGCCUGCAAGUCUACAGUGGGUGUGGAUUUUAAAAUUAAAACAGUGGAGCUCAGAGGGAAGAAGAUCAGGUUGCAGAUCUGGGACACAGCAGGUCAGGAGAGGUUUAACAGCAUCACGUCUGCUUAUUACCGCGGUGCUAAAGGCAUCGUACUGGUCUAUGAUAUCACCAAGCAGGAGACCUUUGAAGACCUGCCUAAAUGGAUGAAAAUGAUCGACAAGUAUGCAUCAGAGGAUGCUGAGCUCCUAUUAGUCGGAAAUAAGUUGGACUGCGAGAGCGACCGUGUCAUCGCACGCCAGCAGGCUGAGAGGUUUGCUUCACGGAUAUCUGGGAUGCGAUUCUGUGAGUCUAGUGCCAAGGACAACUUCAACGUGGACGAGAUAUUUCUCAAAUUAGUGGAUGAUAUAUUGAGUAAGAUGCCUCUUGAAAUGCCCAGCAGGGAACUCUCCAACAGCGUCCUUUCUCUUCAGCCUGAACCCAAGGUGCCGCCGGAACUCCUCCCUCCACGCAUGCGCUGCUGUUGAGCCAUGUUAACAAUCCCACAUUCUCAUCCCAUCUCCAGUUUACUAUCAGCACCUGCAGUUCAAACACCUUUCCACUAGCGGGCGGAGUGCACCUGCGGACACAUGGAUGACCCACCACUACCAAGGAGUUUAACAAGAAUCCCUGUAGAAUUUACUCUGUCAAAGGAUUGGUCUUUGUAGAACGCCAAUUUCAUUUGCACAAGUUCACAACCAGGUUUAAUACUGUGUAGAUGCAUGUGCAACCACAAACGCAAACAUGUAUGCUUCUGUACCUUCAGUGGCGCUUGCAGUAAUGUUCAAAGGGUGUCCUGCAGUCGUGUUAGAGAUUAACGAUGGAGAAAUUAGGAGUAGGUAGACGUUCUUCCCGAAAAGUUCUUCUAUUUAGUGCUCAUACAUCUUUACAGUGUUUGUUACGGGCUACAUUUCUACUUUGGCAAUUCUGAUGGUUCAUCAUCUACCAUGUAGCAUCUAAAUAAUUACUGAGUUUUCAUUGCCGGACCCUUAUCUUAUAUAAGAUGAAACAUUUUUCUGCAAUUUGGCAACCUAGACCUCAGCACAUGUGUAAUUCUGAGUCGGAUCAGUUGUUUAGCCCGUAGUGUGAGUCCUGGAGACCUGGCAUGCUGUCUGAGAGAAGUUUUAUGUUUUCUCUAUGUUGGUGUGGGUUGCCUCUAGAAGCUUCAUUAGGCUGAGGUAACCAUACUGAGGUAAAUUAGUUCCUUUUAAUUGCGCCUGGGUGUAAAUGAGGGUUUGCAGGGUGGCCCCAGUAUGACCAUGAUCAGAAGACAGGGUUUAGUGAGAACUUUUCACUUAUUUGUAUUUCAUUGACACAAAAAAAGAAAUGAAUAUAAUUAAUAUACAGCAUUAAUAAGCAAAGCGGUAAGCACAAUUCUUUGUUUAUGGUUGGAAUAUAAAGAUCUAUGUUUGUGGUUGUUCAGAUCGCUUCAGUAAAUUUAAACAGAGCAUUAAUUAUAUGUAUGACAAAGGCAUGGUGUGGCUGCAGGUUUCGGCUGGUCGGAUGUGUUCUGAAAACCAGCAGGAAAAAACAGAUCUGCUGUGUCUGCCUGAGCGCUGGAACAAAGGUAACACCGUCAGCAGUCAAGCAAGCGUCACUGUCUGUCAAAUGUCAUGCAAGAAUGCAUAUACUACUAUGUACACCACCAAACGAACUAUAUAUGUUGCUGUAUGUAUAUUUUUGACCCAGUAUUGACUCACACAAAACUAAAUUCAUGAAAGGCUACGUUUACAUUUUUAAUCCAAAGCGACUAACAGUACUGUGACAGUAUUAUUGUCCAAGCAAUUGAGGGUUA